Messenger RNA from Sesamum indicum (sesame), 561 nucleotides. RefSeq lists its product as uncharacterized. Gene Ontology annotation, biological process: cytokinin-activated signaling pathway; trichome differentiation; trichome morphogenesis. Lineage: Eukaryota; Viridiplantae; Streptophyta; Magnoliopsida; Lamiales; Pedaliaceae. The record is from RefSeq and is a predicted model, not a curated record. Gene Ontology annotation, cellular component: nucleus. Gene Ontology annotation, molecular function: DNA-binding transcription factor activity; transcription cis-regulatory region binding.
AUGGAAGAAAACUCAUCAUCAACAAGGGAUGCAUAUGAGCCUGAUCUUCAAGAUUAUGCACCUUCAUCAUCAGUGAUGAAGCUCUUUGGUUUUCCAGUCACAAAUAAUAACAAAGUCCCCAUGCAACAGCAAAACGAUGACGAGAAUAAGAGAUUUGAGUGCCAACAUUGCCGUAGAAAAUUUGCCAACUCCCAAGCAUUAGGCGGCCAUCAAAAUGCGCACAAGAAGGAACGACAGAGGGCGAAGAGGGCCCAUUUUGUGGCUGAUCCUCGACGCCUAGGAUCCACUGUCCACAUUAUCAGUCCACACGGGACUCGACCAGGGUCCUUGAUUGGUCCAGGUGCAACUAACAGUGCCUAUGCUGCAAGGUUCCUCCCACCAACUGCAAAUGCUGUAGGUGCACCUCAGGUUUUGUCUGGAGUACCUCUGAGGUAUCCCGGUGGAUUUCAACUUGGGCUGCCACGACAGGGGCCGCCCGGCGGCCUAGGUGAAGUGGGGCCAUCGAUGCCAGUUGGGUUGACAGAUGUUGCUGAAGGACUGGAUGUUGAUCUCCACCUGUGA